AUGCUUUGCUCCUUUGAGAACCGUCUAGUGCAGUUCAUCUGUCAGUUGUCCGUUUGGAUCCAUGGUUCCAUGAAGAACCUUAAGCAUCCACAGAAUCUUUCCAUUGCACAGAAGUUCCAUGGUGCUCCUAAACCGUAUGAGGACAUGUUGAAGUGGUUGAACAUCAUCUUCACAGCUCUCUUCACGCUGGAGUGCAUUCUCAAGGUCAUCGCCUUUGGCCCUCUGAACUACCUAAAGGAGGCAUGGAAUAUUUUUGAUUUUGUUACUGUGCUGGGGAGCAUCACUGAUAUCCUGGUUACUGAGAUCAAGACGGAUAAGAGGAUUAAUCUGAGUUUCCUGAGACUCUUCCGGGCCGCUCGUCUCAUUAAACUCCUGCGUCAGGGCUACACCAUUCGCAUCCUGCUCUGGACCUUCGUUCAGUCCUUUAAGGCUCUACCGUAUGUGUGUCUCCUCAUUGCAAUGCUCUUCUUCAUAUACGCCAUCAUCGGGAUGCAGGUGUUUGGUAACAUCAUGUUGUCCGAGGAGUCAGCUAUCAACAUUCACAAUAACUUCCAAACUUUUUUUCAGGCCCUCAUGUUGUUGUUCAGGAGUGCUACAGGGGAGGCUUGGCAUGAAAUUAUGCUGUCUUGUCUGAGCGACAGGCCAUGUGACCGUGACUCUGGCUAUACUGGAAAAGAGUGCGGCAGUGAUUUCGCUUACUUCUACUUUGUCUCUUUCAUCUUCCUUUGUUCCUUCCUGAUGCUGAAUCUGUUUGUCGCCGUCAUCAUGGAUAACUUUGAGUACCUGACACGUGACUCUUCUAUUCUCGGGCCUCAUCACCUCGACGAGUUCAUCCGUGUCUGGGCUGAGUACGACCCUGCCGCCUGUGGAAGGAUACACUAUAUGGAUAUGUACAAUUUGUUGCGCAUAAUCUCACCCCCCCUUGGUUUAGGAAAGAAGUGUCCUAAUAGGGUGGCAUACAAGCGGUUGGUGAGGAUGAACAUGCCCAUAGCUGAAGACAGUACGGUUCACUUUACCUCCACUUUAAUGGCUCUCAUCCGGACCGCCCUGGAGAUUAAACUGGCAUCAGGAGUUCUGGCUCAGCGGCUAUGUGAUGCUGAAUUAAGGAAGGAAAUAAAUAAAAUUUGGAGUAACUUGUCUUCGAAAACAGUAGACCUGCUGGUGACACCUCAUAAACAUAAUGAACUGACUGUAGGGAAGGUCUAUGCUGCUCUGAUGAUUUUCGACUACUAUAAGCAGAACCGAGCCAAAAGACUCCAACAGCAGCAGGCUGCACCAGGCACACAGAGUAAAGUUGGUGUUCUCUUCAGACCAAUGCUUCCUCUCACACACUUGCACGAUCAGGAGCCACUAGUGCUGAAAGCCCCGCCCUCUUCUCAAUCAGAUACCACACCACAGCCAGAUGCCCCGCCCACAUCUUUUCACCUGACCAAUGGGGAUGCAGUACAAAGCCAGAGCAGUGCCAUGAAAAAGUCUCCAUCGGGAGGUAUACCUCAGGAAGUCACACAGGAAGUGAACAGAAGGCCUGUCCAACGGGGCCAAUCGGAAGAUGUGCCAAACACAUACAGAUCUCAGGAAUUAGUUGAGAUGACUGACAUGGAGAAUGACUCUGAUGUGGGCGGGUAUCCUGUGCUGGAGGGUCACGGCAGAGCUGCCUCCAUGCCCAGACUCAAUGCUGGCUUUCAGCGGAGCCACUUACGCCACACCGCCGGAACAUAUCUAGCACCUAUCGCAGACGUGAGUCCCAUGCGGCGGUCUACAUCCUCGUUGACACCACAGAGAGGGGUGCGAGAGGUUAAUCUGAGCGAUUAUGACCUGGAGAGGCCCAAGAUGGCCCCGGGCCAGACCCUCACUCAGGAGAGAGAGAGGGAGCGAGCCCAUCAUCAUCAUCACCAUCAUCAUCACCGCUGCCAGUGGCGCAAAGACAAGAAGCACAAAUCGCUGAAUCGAGCCAUCAGCGAGGAGCAGCCACCGCCUGCAGCAGAUCCAAACACUGAGUCACCGCCUAGGGAACGAUCACGAGAGCGAGACCGCGGCCGCUCCCACGAGAGGAAGCACCAUUCAUCCUCAGCGGCGGAAAGGAAGCAGCGAUACUACUCUUGUGAUCGCUACGGCAGCCAUGAACAAGGCCACAUUGUGUCCGCCGGGCCCAGCAGAUCCACAUCGCCAGGAGAACCCCAUGACCCAAACAGGCUUAAGCAGGGAAUUAACACCGCUAAAGGAAGUUCAGUCAUUCAUACCUCAGGCACCAGCACACCCUGCCGUGGGCGUAGACAGCUCCCUCAGACGCCCCUUACGCCUCGGCCUGCUGUUGCCUACAAGACUGCCAACUCCUCUCCGGUCCAGCUCAACAGUGCCCAGUCUACAGGGCCCUGCCCCACUCGCCUUAGUCGUGGCCUGUCAGAGCACGAUGCCCUACUCAGCGGUAGCACCCACCGCCAAUCUCCCGUGCCUGUCACUCGUAUCGGCUCUGACCCCAACUUGGGUCCCCUCCAGCAAGACUCAAACUUGUCUGAAGCGGAUGACUUCCACGAUGCCUUGAGUACGUACGGCACGGGCCGCUGCCCCAGGACUGCAGCCUCCAUCGCCCACACAUCAUCAGGUGCGGCCCCCACUUCCACACUGCUCUCGCGCAGCCAGAGCGGAGUCCCCAACGGGUAUCACUACUCCCUCGGCGUGAACGCAGCGCCUGGUUCAAGCGGCAGAGCAUCUGGAAGCUAUCAGGAAACUGAGAGAAAUGACUGGUGUUAGCAUGAUUCAAUCUAGCAUGAGUUUUAUCGUCUUUGCCCCGGGGGAGGAGGAAGCCGUGUUUUGGAGGGAAACAAGAGUUACGUCCGCAGUUUACACUAUUUACAACUGUUUACCAUCAGCUUGAGCCUAUAUGGUUUUAUAAAGAUGUUCUUCUCCUGUUUAGAAAGUAGCAGACGUCCUUGUGACUUGUUUACGAAAGUUGUGGCAAGAUGGAAAGCGCUUGGAGGUCUUGAUAGUUUUCAAACUGAAUAGUUUAGCCUCAAGUGACACUCCCCACCUCUUUUAAUUUCAUUAGGGCUGAUUCCACAAGGGUCACAUGCAAGGAGAUGAUCACAUCAGCUGUGCCUGUGAUCAAGACCUCAGACCUCAGAGAGGAAGACGCCCAAAAACACAAGCUAUGGUGAAAACAGUUGUGUGGAAAAAGUGAGACAUUUAGUUGUUGAGAUUUGAGAGGUUCUUUAGACUCUUUGCACAGCACACAAUGACUGAAAAGUUAUUUCUAGGGAUUUUGGCAGUGUGUCCACCAAAACAUUUUUUUUGUUGUUGUUCCUAAAGCCAGCGUAUAUUUUUAAUUGUUUGCAAUGGGAGCACCACAUACUAGUGUGACGUGGUCGCAAGCGUCUGUUCCAUGCUCAGCGUUUCACUGCUGUUUUUUUUCUGGUCGUUGAGAGUUGAACAGUGUUCAUCUUUGGGUAAAAUGUCGCACUCGUCACUGCCACUUUUUACCUAACCGUACAUUUGCAUUGGAGGAGGGGUGGGACAAAUACCACACUGAUCAACCAUCACAUUCUACUUGUACAAUGAUUGAAUAACCAUCGUCUGACACCUUCGUAUUGCAACAUUAAUGUGAAAAAAAAAAAUGCUUGAAGGAACAUUUAGUUCGUCAUGGGUCUACCAGGGAAACAGCUAAACGCUGUGCCUCUAAAGCGGCUGGCAUAUUUGUUGGCUAAAAACUCUUUGGUGGACACACAACCUAAAGGUUUGCGCUGCUGAAAUUCUACUUCUUUCUCUAGCAUGAGUGGAAUAGUUGGUCUGCUCCCACCUACUGAAAAAAGGCCAAAUUGAACGCACUUUUCUAUCAGACUGCAGUAGAUUGAAUAUCAUUUCACAGUGUUCCAUUUUGUACCUUGUAAAUGAUCUGAGUAUAGCUGGACAUUAUGUAAGGUCUAAUCAUUUUCUUACUCUCUUGAGGUAAGAUACCAAGUGCCUAAACUUUGAGAUUUUAUUGCCACAUUGGUGCGUGAUGCAUUAAGAAGCAUUUGGCGUAAGAGAGGCAAUGAACAGUUGCUGUAUGCUGUAGGUUAAAUGUCACUGAUAUUUUUUUCUUAGAUAUACUUGAGCAUGUAUUUGAGGAAAGAAAUUGCACAAAACAAAGACUGUAGCAUUGUAAAGUUCAGGUGGAUGUUGAUGAUGUUGGUCUAUUCAGAGUGUGUUAUUGAAAUGAUUCAGGGGAAAGUAGAUGAUAUAUUAAAAAUGCUAAUGCAGUUGAGUUAUAGAAGACUGAAAGGUUGUAUUUGUUGGUUGCUGUUGGUGUCAGUGUUGUUUCCAGAGGGCAUAUUAUGAGCUCAGACCUUUCUCUUUCAGUAAUUGAUUAAAAGAGGAAGAAGUUGAGACAGAUUGAAGCACUUAGUCAACUUUCUCUUGUAUCUGUUAUUCACCACACAAAAAGAUUCAGAGCUACCAAUGUGAAAUAAAGAAUGUUGUUUUCUCUCAAUUAGUGAGAUACUGUAAUGUUUUGGAUGAUAGUUAACAAAUCAAGGUUAAUUUAUUCAGAAUAUGUAUUUUACUCUGUUUCUUCCCAUGUUUUUAAUUUGUCGACAGUAUCUUUUCUGUCUGAAGGGUUUAUUACAUGUUGGUAUUUUUAGGGUGAGCGCAGUAGAGCGCAACAGUGGCUGUCUGCUUUUUCAGCAGCCUUGGUUAAGGAAGUAUUUUAUUUUCAUUGUCUUCAUGGGAAUUUCAAGCAAAAAUGUAAUUGAAGCAAAAAAGUAUACGAAAAUUUGGGGGAACUAACUUUCUGAUUUACAGUAUAAAGCUACUGGGAGAAAAAAAAUAAAUAAAUGAAACAUCUUACGCGAUUUUCAUGAUUGGCAAAUCUCUUUACAGGAUUAUGAGUGGUACAGUAGUUCUUUACAGGAAUUUUUGCUUAAGAAUCUCAACACUUAUAAUGAGUAAUUUAAAAGUUACAUUGGACUUCUCUGUGGAGAAAAUUUAUGGAAUUUUUUACCUGUGGAACCUGACUGUUGUGCUCUUAAAUAUCUAAGUGCAGGGAAAUGUUGACUGCUGAAGUACAGUAGGGCUAUAUGC
Molecule: messenger RNA, 5055 nt
Organism: Sinocyclocheilus anshuiensis
Lineage: Eukaryota; Metazoa; Chordata; Actinopteri; Cypriniformes; Cyprinidae
Product: voltage-dependent N-type calcium channel subunit alpha-1B-like
Exons: 21
Coding region: 1-2751 (916 amino acids)
Biological process (GO): calcium ion import across plasma membrane; chemical synaptic transmission
Cellular component (GO): neuronal cell body; voltage-gated calcium channel complex; membrane
Molecular function (GO): high voltage-gated calcium channel activity
Source: RefSeq, a predicted model, not a curated record